Molecule: messenger RNA, 1953 nt
Organism: Peniophora sp. CBMAI 1063
Lineage: Eukaryota; Fungi; Basidiomycota; Agaricomycetes; Russulales; Peniophoraceae
Source: the annotation of a GenBank genome assembly
AUGCAUCCAGAGGAAGUCGAUGUCAUCGUCUGCGGCGGCGGUCCCGCAGGAUGUGUCGUAGCCGGUCGGCUCGCAUACGCGGACCCCAGUCUGAAGGUCAUGCUCAUCGAAGGUGGCGCGAACAACCGCGACGACCCUUGGGUAUACCGUCCCGGUAUCUAUGUCAAGAACAUGCAGCGCGAUGACUUCAACGAGAAGGCAACCUUCUACGACGAUACGAUGGCGUCGAGUCAUCUUCGUGGUCGGCACUCCAUCGUACCGUGCGCGAACAUCCUUGGUGGAGGCUCUAGCAUCAACUUCCAGAUGUACACCCGCGCGUCUGCCUCGGACUGGGAUGACUUCAAGACCGAAGGUUGGACCUACGAAGACCUGUUUCCGCUCAUGAAGAGGCUCGAGAACUACCAGAAGCCCGUCAACAACGACUCUCACGGCUACGACGGCCCCAUUGCCAUCUCAAACGGCGGCUCUGUCAACCCCCUCGCCCAGGACUUCCUCCGUGCCGCAGACACCAUCGGCAUACCCUUCAGCGACGAUAUCCAGGACUGCAAGACGGCGCACGCGUCCGAGAUCUGGGCCAAAUACAUCAACCGUAACACCGGUCGUCGCUCCGAUGCUGCGACGGCGUACGUGCACAGCGUGAUGGACGAGCAGACCAACCUCCACCUGCGCACGAACGCGCGUGUCUCUCGCGUCAUCUUCGAUGGUGACCGCGCCGUCGGCGUCGCGUACGUACCCUCGCGCAACCGCGGUGACAAGGCCCAGUACAGGGAGACUAUCGUUCGUGCGAGCAAAUAUGUUGUGCUUUCUUCUGGCACGCUCGGCACGCCCCAGAUCUUGGAACGCUCGGGUGUCGGCAGCAAGGACCUCAUGCAGAAGCUCGACCUCAAGUGCGUAAGCGACCUGCCCGGCGUCGGCGAGCAGUACCAGGACCACUACACGACCCUUUCUAUCUACCGCGUGAGCGAGGAGACUCCGACGCUCGACGCCUUCCUCCGAGGCGACCCGGAGGCGCGCAGGGAGCUCUUCCAGGAGUGGGAGAUGAGCCCCGAGCGCGCACGGCUCAGCAGUAACGCCAUCGACGCCGGCUUCAAGAUUCGUCCUACCGAGUCUGAGCUCAAGGAGAUGGGUCCCGAGUUCAACGAGCUCUGGAACAGGUACUUCAAGGACAAGCCUGACAAGCCCGUGAUGUUCGGCUCCAUCGUCGCCGGAGCGUACGCCGACCAUGCUCUGCUCCCGCCUGGCAAAUACAUGACGAUGUUCCAGUACCUUGAGUACCCCGCGUCGCGCGGCAAGAUCCACGUCUCCUCGCCGAACCCCUACGUCGCGCCAUUCUUCGACUCCGGCUUCAUGAACAACAAGGCCGACUUCGCGCCCAUCCGCUGGUCGUACAAGGUCACCCGCGAGAUUGCGCGCCGCAUGGAUGCCUUCCGCGGCGAGCUCACCUCGCACCACCCGCACUUCCACCCGGCGUCUCCAGCUGCGACGCAGGACAUCGACAUCCAGACUGCUCGCCAGAUCCUGCCCGGUGCCUUCACCACGGGUAUUCAUAUGGGUACUUGGCAUCGCCCUGGCAAGCCCUUCAACGCUUCGAAGGUCCACGAGAACAUCCAGUACACCGAGGACGAUGACAAGGCCAUCGACGACUGGGUCGCCGAUCAUGUCGAGACGACCUGGCACUCCCUGGGUACAUGCGCCAUGAAGCCGCGCGAGCAAGGAGGCGUCGUCGACAGCCAGCUCAACGUCUACGGCACCAAGGGCCUCAAGAUCGCCGACCUUUCCAUCUGCCCCGACAACCUCGGCACCAACACGUACAGCUCUGCUUUGCUGGUCGGCGAGAAGGCCGCAGACAUCCUCGUGGGCGAGCUCGGCCUCAAGAUCCGUACCCCGCACGCGCCCAUCCCGCAUGCGCCGCCUCCCACUGGCAAGCCCACCACCCAGCAGGCUCGUCGUUGA